Messenger RNA from Oncorhynchus mykiss (rainbow trout), 837 nucleotides. RefSeq names its product retinol-binding protein 1. The record is from RefSeq and is a predicted model, not a curated record. Lineage: Eukaryota; Metazoa; Chordata; Actinopteri; Salmoniformes; Salmonidae. Gene Ontology annotation, molecular function: lipid binding.
CGUUGGGCUAUAGAUGAAUGUAGCCUUCCUCCUGUGUUGAUCUAUUUUCUCUCUCUUCUUUCCUUGGGGACCUAUCACACAGAUGUAAAUGUUGCCAUUAGGAAAAUUGCCACUUUGUUGAAGCCCGACAAAGACAUCAGUCAUGAUGGUGACCAUGUUGUCAUCAAGACCCUCAGUACCUUUAAGAACUACAACAUGGAUUUCUCUGUUGGCAAGGAGUUUGAGGAGGAUCUGUCAGGGGUCGAUGACAGAAAAUGCAUGACAACUAUCUCAUGGGAGGGGGACAAGCUGUUGUGUGUUCAGAAGGGAGAGAAGGAUGGCCGAGGCUGGACCCAUUGGGUGGAGGGAGAUGCGCUUCAUCUGGGGCUGAGAGCAUGUGGAGCUAUGUGCAAACAGCUCUUCAAGAACACUUAAACCAGCCCUGGAACAACAGAACGGUAGCCCUUACCUGAGAGUGCAGAGAGACACGGACACAACCCCCAACCUGAGAGUGAAGAGAGACACGGACAAGACCCAAGCCUGUGACAGAGAACCACCUAUUGCACACAUCCGUCCAUCAAUCCAUCCUUUCAUCCAUCCUUCCUUAUUUCAUUCCAUUCUUUCACAUUUCAUUCCAUCAAGACUGUGGCCUUGACCCACCAAAGUCAAACUAUCCACAACAAGGGUGAUGUACAUGUAGCUUCCUAACAAAAAGGAAAACUGUUUAUUAUUAACCUCCAAACGAGCUUCAAUGCCAUGCAACACUCCUUCCGUGGUCUCCAACUGCUCUUAAACGCAAGUAAAACCAAAUGCAUGCUUUUCAACCGUUCGCUGCCCACACCCUACCGCCCAACUAGC